This is a messenger RNA of Pyrenophora tritici-repentis Pt-1C-BFP, 2205 nucleotides long. Its product is annotated as SGA1, Glucoamylase and related glycosyl hydrolase. Gene Ontology annotation, molecular function: hydrolase activity, hydrolyzing O-glycosyl compounds. Gene Ontology annotation, biological process: carbohydrate metabolic process. The record is from RefSeq and is a predicted model, not a curated record. NCBI's taxonomy places the organism in Eukaryota, Fungi, Ascomycota, Dothideomycetes, Pleosporales, Pleosporaceae.
AUGGCAACGCAUAUCGAUGACAAGACGUCACCUGGCGCAAAGCUUCUCCAAGACAUCGUCAACACACACGCAUCCUGUACACCUUUGCCCUUGGGACGAGAUAGCGGUACCGAAAUAUACAGACAGCGCAGUCAAGAACAAGAGAAGAUGCAGAAUCCAACCUUGAAGAGAUGGGCAUCCGGCACCCACGCAUCCAACCCAAGGCGAACGUCAAAUGGGUACAUGUCGAUCGAGGAAUAUGGGCUGAUUGGAAACAUGAGAACAUGUGCAAUGGUUGCAACAGAUGGAGGUAUCGACUACAUGUGUUGGCCGCACUUCGACUCGCCCUCGGUGUUUUGCCGGAUCCUGGACAAGAAUAAGGGUGGGCAUUUUACUAUAGGCCCCACAAGCGACGAGCUUUGUACCACCAAACAGCACUAUCUGCCCGCAAGCAACAUCCUCCAAACACGUUACCUGAAAGAAGAUGGUGUCAUGAACGUCGUGGACUUCUUUCCCCGGCCAAACAACAAGACCUAUGAUGUGUCAUACCAUACCAACGUAAUCGCAAGCAAUCAUACUGGAAAUGUACCCGAACGUCCGGACUUGCACAAGUGGUUAGUCAGGCGAGUGGAAUGUAUGCGGGGCAUAGUUGAUGUGAAUGUGGAAGUAUUCCCUGCAUUCAACUAUGCACAAGACAACCAUACUACCGAGAUUUGCGUCUUGGACAAGGCUGCAGGGGGCAGUUGCCUGCAACGGGUGAGUUUCACAUCCAAAGACCUUGCUCUGGAAUUGAAUGCAACAAUCGACUGCGGGGACGAACAAGAAAGUGCUUGCCCAAAUGUGGUUUUCGAGAAGACGCCACAGUCACAGGGCUUGGGUGAUGGGGUCACGGCGUCCUUUACGUUGUAUGAAGGCCAGGCCGUGUCGUUCAUCCUGCGCGAUGCAGCUGAUCACAGCCCGGAUAUCAUUGAAUCUGCACAAGUCAACGAGUUGCAAUUGAACACCCAGAAAUUCUGGGCUAGGUGGAUUCAACAGAGUAAAUACAAGGGCCGAUGGGAAGAAGUAGUGACGAGGAGUUUGCUGAUUCUCAAGAUGUUGACCUUUGAGCCUAGUGGAGCAAUCGUUGCUGCGCCAACUUUCUCUCUCCCAGAAGCAUUUGGCGGAGCGAGGAACUGGGAUUAUAGGUACUCAUGGGUACGAGAUGCGUCUUUUACCAUCUACAUUCUGUUACGCAUGGGCUUCAGUCAUGAAGCUGAGGCGUACAUUAGCUAUAUCUUCCAACGCGUCAAGGAAGCCAAAGAACGGGGCGGUCAACUUCCCAUCAUGUUCAGUAUAACCGGAAACCACGAUUUACCCGAGAUCGAGCUUCCACUGGAGGGUUACAGAGGAAGUAAACCCGUCCGUAUUGGCAACGGUGCUGCAUUGCACACCCAGCUCGACAUCUACGGAGAAUUGAUGGACGGUAUCUACCUGGCAAACAGGUUCGGCCGACCCGUCUCAUACGACCAUUGGCUUUCGGUCCGUGAGAUAGCGGAUUAUGUCUGCACUAUUUGGGAUCAACCGGACCAAUCGAUUUGGGAAGUGCGGAACAAGCAGCAGAAUUUUGUUUACAGCAAAAUAAUGUUGUGGGUAGCGCUCGACCGUGCAUUGCGCCUUGCAGACAAGCGGAGUUUCCCAUGCCCAAACCGAGCAGAGUGGUAUCGCGUCCGCGACAUAAUCUACGAAGAAGUCAUGGAAAAGGGGUACAACUCGGAACUCGAGUGUUUCGUGCAAAGCUACGAAUCAAAUGAUGUGCUGGAUUCGGCUGUGCUAAUUGCACCGCUGGUCUUUUUCAUCUCUCCGACAGACCCUCGGUUCCUGAAGACGCUCGACCGCAUCCUGAAGCCGCCUGAGAAAGGCGGUCUGACAAGCACGGGCUUGGUGUACAGGUACAAUCACACCAAGAGUGACGACGGCGUAGGAGGAUUGGAAGGGGCCUUUUCAAUGUGCACCUUUUGGUUGGUAGAAGCGUUGACCAGGGCCGGCGCGUAUGAUGACAAGUAUCUGAUACAGGCCGUGACGAUCUUUGAGAAUAUGUUGAGCUUUGGGAAUCACCUGCAUAUUUUCUCAGAAGAGAUUGCGCGCUCUGGUGAGCAACUGGGCAACACACCUCAGGCUUUCAGUCAUCUGGCGCUGAUCUCGGCGGCGUUCAAUCUCGACAAGACGUUGAGUCAGCGGCGGUCGUGA